GUCGGCUGACCAACAAACGGCCCAGCAACGUUUCGCUCUCGGCGUUCUUCAAGAGGGAGCCGGCGGUCUCGCGGGUGUGGCUCUUUCUGGAGGAUCCGGAUUCUAGCAGUGCCGCUGGGUGGUACGCCUUGACGACGAAUUACCUUAUUACAGCGACAAUUCUCUUCACGAUCUGGCAAGCUGGUUCCGAGCCUUUCUUCUCAAAGGACACAGAGGCCUACAUCCAGCUGGUGAUCGAGGUGUUGAUGUGCAUGGAGUUCAUCACUCAUUUCGUCUCGUCGUCCUCGAAGAAGGCUUUCUGCAAGAAUCCGUACAACUUCAUCGAUUUCGCUGCCUUGAUACCGCUUGGAGUGCGAUCUGCCUACGGCUUGACGACCCCGGCUGCCGCAGAGAAUUUGAUAGCGCAUUCCAUACUGGUCUGCUACGUCCCUGUGGUUCGACAGCUGAAGCUCAUACGGCGGUUUCAGAAGCUGCAGCUUCUGCUGCAUGUGUUGUCCACCACGCUUGACGCCCUCAAGCUCCUUCUUUUCCUUGUGUGUUUGAUUGUGCUGUUCUUUGGCACGAUGCUCUACAUUGCUGAGCCUGUGGAUACAACCACGCUGCCGACCUACAUCUACUGGUGCACAGUCACUGUCACUACAGUGGGGACAUGCGACAUGGCGCCUGUGACCUGGUCCGGGAAGGUGAUGGCUGGAAUCUUGUGCCUCAUCAGUGUACUCUUCAUGGCAAUGCCCCUUUCCGUCCUGGGCAAUGCCAUGUCGAAGACGUGGGACGACCGACAUCGAAUUCUCCUGAUGACGCAGACACGACGGCGCCUGAAGCAUUUAGGCUACUGUGCAGACGACAUGCCCAAGCUCUUCAAGAAGUUCGACAGAGACGGAAAUGGCGAGCUGGAGAUGGAAGAGUUCUGC
This is a messenger RNA of Symbiodinium necroappetens, 911 nucleotides long. NCBI's taxonomy places the organism in Eukaryota, Dinophyceae, Suessiales, Symbiodiniaceae. The record is from the annotation of a GenBank genome assembly.